CUCUCAGGACAGAAGCAGCAGAUCAAGCUGACGCUGAAGGGGUCGGCCAUGAGACGCCUGGAUAAGCCAGUGCUGCCACAGGAAGAUGACAGCGGUGAGUCGGACACAGACGGAAAAGUCAUCCGCAAGCGCAAGCCAGACAGCCCACCCCCAGAGCCACCGCCACAGAAAGUCGUGGUACGAAGCCCCCCUGCCCCCAUUCCAGCUGCCCCUCCGCAGGCAAAGAAGCCCCAAGCCAAUCGAAGGGAGGAACUUCUCAAACAGCUCCGUGCAGUUGAAGAUGCAAUUGCUCGGAAAAGAACAAAGUUGCCAACCUAGUAUUUUUAGGUACAUGUUAAUUAUCAUGUAAGGUAAGCAGAAAUAAGACCUUAUUUAUAGUGCGUGACUUGGAGCAAGUGCACUGCUCCAGAAGAGAGGCUGAGGAAGAGCAGCAAGAGGAAGGGGCUUCACUCAGGGCUGCCCUGGCCGAUCAGAAGCUCAGCUCAAGGCACCAGACUCUGCAACCUGCACUCAGGGAAGCAGAACAGGGGCAGGGCGGCUGUCAGGUGCCUGUAUCAUCAUUGACUGGCCCAGAUAGCUCUUCCCUUGCCUCCCCCUCCUGCCCCCUCCCUGCCCCCUUUGCUCUCACCCCUUUCUCCCAGCUCUCAUGUGCUUGGAGUGGAACAUGUAGCUCUAGCAAAAGAGAAGGAGGAGGAGGAGUUCAGCCCAGCGAAGAAAAGGACUAGGAAGAGGUGGCAGUUUUAUUGCAUAAUCUGUGGAAAAGGUGGAAUGAAGAGAAAGAAAAUGGACAGUAAUUACACUUCAGUGGCAGAGAAGUGACAGCUAUAGGAAUCUGUGUCUUUGGAAAAUUAAAUGCAUUGCUUUACACAGCAGAUGCAUGCAAAGCAGAUUUUUUUUUCUUUUCUUUUCUUUUGUUUCCCAACAAUUUGUAUAUGUGAUUUUUUAUUUUUGUUUCUAAUUUAUAUUAUUUCCAACUAGGGAGCUGGGAGUUGAUAUCUUUUCAAGGUUUAUACAACUUCUACAUUCUCGCUCAUGUUGUGUUCCCCCCAUGUAUAUAAGUAGGCCUAUCUAUAAAGACUGGAACGUUUAUUGCAUAUUGAAUUUCUCCUGUUGCCGGCAAAUACAGUGAAUAUGGAUUUUGUAAGAGAGAUUGUUGCUACAAGUUAUCAGAAAUACGGAUUCUGCUUUGUACUGAUUAUAUGGCAGAUAUGACACUUUCGGUCGAUUCUUCCUGAGAAUCAAGUGUUGAGAGCAGCCUUGAUGGAUGAGGCAUUGCUGUGCAAUUUGUUCACACUUAUUGUUGCAAAAUGUAAUGAGCUUGAAAUUGCCUUGUCUAUUUGGCCCAGAGAGAGAGACGAGCAAGAGUUCCUUGGAGAAAGGCUGUUCAAAAUGUGCUCGAUGGACCUGAUUCGUGCAAGGGCCUUUCUUAUAAUUGUAAUUCUCUAUAUACAAUCAUUAUUGUUCCUGUUAUUUUUUUUUUACUUUUAUUAGUAUUAUACCUAUAUUUAUUUAUUAAAAGUGCAAAGUACUUCAGUAUCCAGAUAGCAAUACUAAACAACUCCUGAAAGCUGCACGGAGUGAGUAUUUUUUGAAGCCUCCAAGGAAAUGUGUAUGUAAAAAAAAUAUAUAUGCGUAUAGAGAACCUGCAGUUUGUUAUUCGAACCAGAAAUAUGAGUAUUACAUUGUUGCUCAAAUGUCUACAGAAAUUUGUUUUUCAUCUCUCCCCUUUUCUUCCUCCCUCGAUCCUAACUCUCUCCUUGAGUCAUUUUCUACAAGCUUCUCCUUACCUCCUCUCCUUUUUCCAUGUGUUCUUCCACCUUCUUCUUUGCUCCUCCUUUCCUUCUUUGCUUACAGUUUAUAGGAAUAAAACUUCAUAAAAGGUUUCACAAAGACCAUAUCUUUGCCAGGACGUGACAGUCAUCAACCUGAUCAUUUUCCUCUCAUACUUCAUUGGAAAGUAUCUGAUUCACAGUUAAGGAGAUCUUACGGUUUUGCUCAUUGGUUUUGAUUGACCAGAUGUGUUGAAAGUUAUUUAUUAUUUUUCAAUUUUAUUGACUCUUAAUUUGAAAUACAAUAAUAAAAAUCUAGGAGAGAGGACAGCCAGUAGCAUCUGUUUUUCUUCAGCUGUUGGUUUCUGCUGAAUUUUAACAAACCCCUCUUUGGUUUCCAGGUGUGUGAAUGUGGCAUCUUCAGAGUGUACUCUGUUGAAGAGGUAGUCUUUACAAGGCAAUAGGCCUUGGCUGUAAAAGUGCAUAUUACCAGUAAUAUCUUCCUUUGUUGUAAUACUAUCAAUAUUUUUGUGUGAUCUCAAACAAUUGUAAAUGCUUGAAUCCUGCACAUGUGAAAGUUGAAAGUAAGUGUGGAUAUUUUUUUGUCAUAAUUUUACUGGUGUUUUGCAUUUUGAAGUGUCAUAAUAGUUUUUAUAGAAAUCACGAGGAAAGAAGGAAUUUGUGAAGUUUCUGAGCGUGUCAAAUCAUCUUGGUCUGUAAAUAUCUGUUUGGAUGAGUGAGAAAAAGGCAAUACGUGGGAUGUUUUGUCAGGAGACAAUUCCAAAAUAGAAAGUAGAAUGUUAAUGGAUUAACCACAAUAGUGAAAUCAACUUUUGAAGUUAUAAAAAUCCAAUGGUAAAGUAAACUUCAUAGGGUACUCCUACAGUAUUAUUUCUUUACAGAUUUUUUUUUAAUGUCAUUACAAAAAUUGCUGUUUGGUUUGUGACAUUGUAUCAUAAGAGCAGCCUUGUGUCAUCCCUUCCCCUACAUCGUAUUCACACAAGGCAUGCGGCAGCUGCUGCUGCCUCUGCUCGGGCGCAGCAAGUGUGUGCCAGUGGAAAUACCAAGGUGUCUCCCGCACUGAGAGGAAUCAUAAUUUGUAUACAUAUUUCUAGCUGAAAUUAUAUAGUCACUAUCAUAAUCCAUAGUCAUCAAGUUAUUACCCAUUGCAGCUCCAGAGUUGUAUGUGUUUCUGCUCUACACGGCAGAGCACUUGUCAGAGACGUUCAAAACAUACAAUAAAAUCUACUUUAUGUAUUUCAUAUGGCAGUAAAGUUUCCAGUGGAAAAAGA
Messenger RNA from Penaeus vannamei (Pacific white shrimp), 3061 nucleotides. RefSeq names its product zinc finger CCCH domain-containing protein 18. Gene Ontology annotation, molecular function: metal ion binding; RNA binding. NCBI's taxonomy places the organism in Eukaryota, Metazoa, Arthropoda, Malacostraca, Decapoda, Penaeidae. The record is from RefSeq and is a predicted model, not a curated record. Gene Ontology annotation, cellular component: precatalytic spliceosome.